ACUUAUCAUCGUAUUAACUAAAGUUUUAAUUUUAAAUUUUUCCUUUUGUCGUUGCCCGUAGCCACCGAAGUUAAUUACCUAUUGACUUAUAAUAAAAUUUAAUGUAGUGUAAUAAUAAAGUGUAAUCAUAAUAUAUUUAAUUUGUUACUUAUGAUGGCCAAAAGAAGUGCAAAUUUUACUUCUGAUGAAGUAGAACUUCUACAAACAUUAGUACAUAAACGAUGGAAUAAAAUUGAGUGUAAGAAAUCUGAUUCAUUGACUUGGAAACAGAAACAGUUAAGUUGGGACGACUUAGCCAAUGAAUUCAAUAGCACCAAUAGAUCUCUUGAACACCGUCCUGUAAAUAUUUUAAAAAAGAAAUGGGAUAAUUUAAAAAAAACACUGAAACAAAAAGUGACUUCUGAAAAAUCAUAUUUAAAAGGAACUGGAGGUGGACCAGCCAAAAAUUCUAUCAUUUAUAGUCAAUCUGAAAUAGAAACUCUCGACCUUAUUAAUAUUCAAGCAACCGGAAAUGAUGCAGAAUUUGAUUGCGAUUUAACUGAUGAAUCUGACAAUGGUAAUGAUAAGGAAAAUGAAAAUGUUAUUAACAAGCAGUCAACUUCAGAAACAGUUUUCGAUUCAAUGUCAAGUUAUCCUGGAAAGCAAAAUUGGAACGAUUAUUCUCCAGCGUUAUUGAAAACUAAAAUAUCUGAACCAUUAAUCAUAAAUAUACCUGCAUCUUCAGAUCUUUCACAGGACCAUGGUACUAUUAAUGAAAAACCAAAAAAGUAUACUGGCACAACCACCAAUAAAAAAUGGUGCAACCUUGCAGAUGAAAAAUUAGGUAUUGCCUCUUUAAAUAAAGACAAAAUUCAGCUUGAAAUUCUGCAAAUGAAAGAAAAACAUGCUAUUGAAAUAGAAAUACUACAAGUUGAGCUACAAAUUAAA
Molecule: messenger RNA, 927 nt
Organism: Aphis gossypii (cotton aphid)
Lineage: Eukaryota; Metazoa; Arthropoda; Insecta; Hemiptera; Aphididae
Exons: 3
Cellular component (GO): nucleus
Source: RefSeq, a predicted model, not a curated record